Messenger RNA from Naegleria lovaniensis, 1617 nucleotides. RefSeq lists its product as uncharacterized. The transcript has 8 exons. Gene Ontology annotation, biological process: protein phosphorylation. NCBI's taxonomy places the organism in Eukaryota, Heterolobosea, Eutetramitea, Acrasida, Naegleriidae. Gene Ontology annotation, molecular function: protein kinase activity; ATP binding; protein binding. Bases 1 to 1617 code for a protein of 538 amino acids. The record is from RefSeq and is a predicted model, not a curated record.
AUGGGACAAGUCAUCACAACACAAUUUCAACAAGCAUGCGAUGAAGACAAUGUCGAAGCCUGUCGGAAUUUACUCCUUACCAACGAAGGAAGAGAAUUGUUUAAAUAUGAAUUUGAAAAUUCAAGGACGUUAUUAAUGGUUGCAGUUCGGAGUGGAGCCACUAAAAUCGUUCGAAUGUUAUUCACGGAUUUCCGAGACCGAACCGUUUCCAUGAUCGAUCAUGUAGAUUGGGCCAAAUAUACUGCGUUGCAUUGGGCAUGUUGGAUUGAUCAUGUAGAAAUUGUGAAAAUUCUAAUUGAAAAUGGAGCCAACGAUCAGAUGGUCAAUGAAGAAGGAAAACGAGCUAUCGAUAUGUGUAAUUAUGGUAAAAAAACUGGAGAAACAUUUGAUUACCUUAAUUCCAUGAAACCUUCUUUUUUAGAGUUUAUGAAGAAAGCCCUACAACCGACAAAAUACAAUCAUUCAAGUUAUAAACCUGGAGAGAAAAAUGAAGAUUAUACCAUGAAAGACUUGGACGAUGGAUUUGUGGAAAUUGAAAAAUUAGAUUAUUCAGAAAUCUCUUCAACAGACAUUGGUAAAAAAAAUCCGCAACAAGGAGUGGCACUUUCAUCUUUUGGAACACAACAACAUCCCAUGUUCUCAACCCUUACCAAGCAACAAAUGUUUCGAAACAUUACACAAAGUUUUCGAGGUGGAGAAUCAUUAGUGAAUCAACAACAAGACUCUGAAUUUCAUCCAUUAGAAAAUUUAUCCUCUCGACUACGAUGUACUUCACUCGAUAGUAUUGAAUUGGGAAAUUUUGUUGGAAAAGGAGGAGAGGGAAGAGUUUAUUCUGGACGAUGGAAAAAGUCGCAAGUGGCCAUUAAGGUCAUUUCACAUCCAUACAUGACAAGAACACUCGCAAAUCAUCUCGAUCUCAUUAUGAAUAUUUCGAAUAGUUAUUGCAUUCCACAUCAUGCCUAUGCUUAUGACUCGGAAAAUUCAAAACUGUAUAUAGUCAUGGAAAAGAUGGAUUGCAGUUUGUGGGAAUUUUUGAUUGAAAAUAAGAAGCAUUUGAGUGUAAGAGAAAAGGUUGAGAUUUUGUUAUGUAUUUCGAAAGGAAUGUUUUAUUUGCAUGACAUGAAACCUCCUAUUUUACAUUUGGAUUUAAAGUUGGAAAAUAUUUUAAUGAAUAUUGGCCAGAAUGGAAAACCAAGUCAUGUGAAAUUAACAGAUUUUGGACUUGCUCAAUUUAAAACUACGGAUUUAUUGGUGCUGGAUUGUCCAUUGGGAACGUUACGUGCCAUUAGUCCUGAAAUUUUACGAAGUGGAGAAUGCUCUGAAAAGUGUGACGUGUAUUCAUUUGGAAUUCUCAUGUAUGAGUUGUUAUUUUCCAAAGUUGCGUAUGUGGAAGAGGAGGAUACUAACGACGGCAAUGAAAUGAUAUUAAUGGCUGUUGCCAACCAAAACAAGAGACCUACAAUUCCGCUCGUUCGUGACUUGUAUUGUGACAAUGAGCAAGAACUAUCCAUAUUUGACAAAUUAUUGAGAUUGAUGCAAGAUUGUUGGGCUGGAUCGGCGAGUGAGAGACCAAAUUUUGAUAACAUUAUCUCAACUCUGGAGAAAUUGUUGCUUUAA